Messenger RNA from Otolemur garnettii (small-eared galago), 2591 nucleotides. It is a transcript of the gene RARG, whose product is annotated as retinoic acid receptor gamma. Gene Ontology annotation, biological process: cellular response to corticotropin-releasing hormone stimulus; regulation of transcription by RNA polymerase II; retinoic acid receptor signaling pathway. Gene Ontology annotation, molecular function: nuclear receptor activity; zinc ion binding; nuclear glucocorticoid receptor binding. Gene Ontology annotation, cellular component: transcription regulator complex; nucleus. Bases 138 to 1508 code for a protein of 456 amino acids. The record is from RefSeq and is a predicted model, not a curated record. Lineage: Eukaryota; Metazoa; Chordata; Mammalia; Primates; Galagidae. The transcript is spliced from 8 exons.
UUGGAGACCCAGUGGGCAGGCCAGGCAGGGUGGGCACGGAGCCUCCCAGGCUGGGACAGUGGGCAUGGGCGGGGGCUGUGGCUGAAAACCUCCCCCGCCCACUGCAGACCUCCUGGAACUCCCACACCACAGCUGCCAUGGCCGCCAAUAAGGAGCGACUCUUCCCAGCUGGUGCCUUGGGGCCAGGAUCUGGCUACCCAGGGGCAGGCUUCCCCUUUGCCUUCCCAGGGACACUCAGGGGGUCUCCACCUUUUGAGAUGCUGAGCCCUAGCUUCCGGGGCCUGGGCCAACCUGACCUCCCCAAGGAGAUGGCCUCUCUAUCGGUGGAGACACAAAGCACUAGUUCAGAGGAGAUGGUGCCCAGCUCGCCCUCACCCCCUCCGCCUCCUCGGGUCUACAAGCCAUGCUUCGUGUGCAAUGACAAGUCCUCUGGCUACCACUAUGGGGUCAGCUCUUGUGAAGGCUGCAAGGGCUUUUUCCGCCGCAGCAUCCAGAAGAACAUGGUGUACACAUGUCACCGUGACAAAAAUUGUAUUAUCAACAAAGUGACCAGAAAUCGCUGCCAGUACUGCCGACUGCAGAAGUGCUUCGAAGUGGGCAUGUCCAAGGAAGCUGUGCGGAAUGACCGAAACAAGAAAAAGAAAGAGGUGAAGGAAGAAGGGUCUCCUGACAGUUAUGAGCUGAGCCCACAGUUAGAAGAGCUCAUCACCAAGGUCAGCAAAGCCCAUCAAGAGACCUUCCCCUCGCUCUGCCAGCUGGGCAAAUACACCACGAACUCUAGUGCAGACCACCGGGUACAGUUGGAUCUGGGGCUGUGGGACAAGUUCAGUGAGUUGGCCACCAAGUGUAUCAUCAAGAUCGUGGAGUUUGCCAAGCGGUUGCCUGGCUUUACAGGGCUUAGCAUUGCUGACCAGAUUACUCUGCUCAAGGCUGCCUGCUUGGACAUCCUGAUGCUGCGGAUCUGCACAAGGUACACCCCAGAGCAGGACACCAUGACCUUCUCAGAUGGGCUGACCCUGAACCGGACCCAGAUGCACAAUGCUGGCUUUGGACCUCUCACAGACCUGGUCUUUGCCUUUGCUGGGCAGCUUCUGCCACUGGAGAUGGAUGACACUGAGACAGGACUGCUCAGUGCCAUCUGCCUCAUCUGUGGAGACCGCAUGGAUCUGGAGGAGCCUGAAAAAGUGGAAAAGCUGCAGGAGCCGCUGCUGGAAGCCCUGAGGCUGUACGCCCGGCGCCGGCGGCCCAGCCAGCCCUACAUGUUCCCAAGGAUGCUCAUGAAAAUCACCGACCUCCGGGGCAUCAGCACCAAGGGAGCAGAAAGGGCCAUUACCCUGAAGAUGGAGAUUCCCGGCCCGAUGCCUCCCCUGAUUCGAGAGAUGCUGGAAAACCCCGAAAUGUUUGAGGAUGACUCUUCACAGCCUGGUCCCCACCCCAAGACUGAGGAUGAGGUUCCCAGGGGCCAGAGUAAAAGAGGCCAAAGUCCCCAGCCUGACCAGGGCCCCUGACCUCCCCCACUGUGGGGUUGGGGCACCAGGCAGCAGACUGACCAUCUCCCAGACACUACUAGUGACUGGGAGAGGACCUGCUCUGCCCUCUCCCCACCCCUUCCAAUGAGUUCCUUGUUUUUGCCAAAGUUUCCAGGGGUGCCUCUGUAUUCACCCCCUUCCUGUUCUAACUGGCUCCCUUACCAGUCCUGGGGGCCUGCCCUGCUCAAACCAGGAGAGAGGGCAGAGGGGUGAGCUUGGGUUUGGACUCUAAAAUCUCAGCACUGCCCUUCAGAUGCCAGGAUCCUAGGCUCCCCAGGGCAGGAGGAAGACCCUGCCAUUCCACAGACUCCUCCUCUGCCAGGUGCUUGGGCCUCUGGGAGCAAACAGGAACACUAGAGACAAAAAGGGGUACAAUGGGGGAGGGCUGAGCCCACCCUCUUGCUCCUGCCCUUGGUGCCUGAUGCUAUGUGACGCACCUGGUGGGUGCAUGCUGCCCUCUGUGCCCCAUCCUUGUGUCAGAUCAGGGUGGUAGCAGGCUGGGCUUUGCAUUUCUGGGGUGAAAGGGACAAAUACAGGUCCAUUCUGCACCUCUUUGCUUGGGGGUGGAGUUUACCCUGUGCCCUCCAUUAUGAGUCGUCGCUCCCCCACCCCUGUCACAUGCCUUGGGCUCCUCCUGCCCCCAUCUCAGCCAUGGGCCAGGGAUGCUCCCACACUACAGAGGGGCUGGGGGAUCCCUCUCUCCCUAGUGCCUUUCACCCUUGACCCCCAAGAGCAGCUUGACCCAGGGAGGGGGGAUGCUGCUUGGCUGAUCCCGCCCUGACCCAGAGGAAGCCUCUAUUUAUUUAUUAGCUUUUGUUUACACCCUGGAAUUGACCCCUUCCUCCAGGGGUCUUGGGUGGGGGAGCCCAGGGCCCCUGUGACCGUUCCCUUCCUCCAAUCCCAAGUUUGUAUUUAGCUGCCAAAUAAAAUUCCCACUGGCUCCCCUUUUCUUUGGGGGGUCAGGGUGCUGUCCCCUCCCCUCUGUUUACAGCUCCCCUCCACCCCGCUGUAUUGCAUAUUGCUGAGUUUUCUAUUUUUGCAAAAUAAAGUGAUGGAAACUCA